UAGUUCAGGCCGGCGCCGCGCGCCAAGCUCCUCUCGAAGUGGAAUACGUGUAGACUUGACCGCAAAUCGGGGAUUGCGUACAUUUACCCAGUGUGACACAAAAAUUUUCAAACAUCAAUUUUUCUCCGUCGAAAGCAACUUCUCUGAUGACUGAUUUUCCUUGGUCGAUUUAAACAUACUUCGCCUAUUGGAAUCACAGAAAAUGUUGAAAAUCAUGGUAAUUUUUCAGAUUUGAAGGAGUUCACUUUCAAGGUGAGAUCUGCUUGCCGUGGUGACGACACAGUUUGAGGUCAAUCACCACAGUAUAGCGUUGAAGAUAAUGCCGGGGAUUAAUUGCCAAUUCAACAUAUUUAUCGUGCUUGGUCAACAUAUGCAUGGAUCUGUCCUGAUUCUUAAGCCCUGGUAAAUAUGUGUGGCAAAUUUUAGCCAAGAUUGUUUGGGGAAAAUGAGGAAAACCGACAUUUUCUCUUCGGCAAUUCGAUAGCCCAACAUGGCGAAAAGCCGUAAGAUGUGUUUGUUACGUCAACUUUGGAGGAAGGAAUUUGGAAUUUCUCGUUGAUUUUCAGCAAAAUCACGAAGCCAAUAUUUUCAACCAUAUAAAGGAUGUAAGCGUACGCUCGAUGGUCAGGAUACAGAAACAAGCAGCUCAUCUCCUGUUCCCUGCUACCGUCCAGGAAUGUACAAGUACGUGAGGUUCAUUUUUCUUUGGAUCAUGGAUAGCCAGCACUUUGGCAGCAAGCAGGACUGAUAUUCAGCAUCGACACUGAGAUGGACCGUAGGACCUUCUGUUGUAUCGGCAUCAUCGCUUUCAAAGAAUGCACGACCCCUGAAGAUGCCCGUGGCUUUGGAGAAUGCUCGAGCGUGCACGGUGUAAGGAAGCAAGAUGACACGCGAAAACGUUUGCGCGACUGUCUGUCUCAGUGUUGCCAUUCCAAUUGUGGUCUUGAUCUUGACAGCUGUGCUGAGUACCACGGCUCAAUCUUCAAGUUCACCUGGAACUGGUACCACUGAAGUCCCAGACGUCACAACUGCAGAUGAUUUAGCCUUUGUACACAAUGGUACAACGUCGAUGACAUCGACAGGCGACAGUGACACAUCGAGCAGCGACAGCAGCCCUGCUGUCACAAUCGAACCCGGGCCAUUAGACUCAAUGACGUCUGAGGGCGCCCCUACAACGGGAAUGCCUGACAGAAAUACCGCUUCAACUGCCAUUCCGUCAGCUGAGACUUCCACAGUUGCUGGGGGAGCAUCUACUGGACCUAACACUCUUCCGACUGGUGGCGUGGUGUCCACCACGCCAGGCAGUAGCGAGGCGUCAACCGGCUCACAGGCAUCCGGCACACUGCCGACAAGCGGCCCUGAGACGGACCACCAAACUCAAACUAGUAUGCAGCCUGAAACGCAAGGGACUGAUGUAGGCGAGGGGGGCACAAGCUCACAGUCUCCGAAUACUGGAAGCACCGAUACCCCUGGCAUCAGUUGUUACACUUGCACUACCACCAACAUGUCUGACCCUUGCUUCGGAGAACAGGGAGAAGGCCGGCGAAGCGCGGUGUGCGCAGCUGGAGAGUUUUGCUGGACUACCCGGCAUAACAAUGCUAAGACAUUUGUGAACCUGACAAGGGGCUGCAGCCCAGAUAGCUGUAAGAAGGAGCACAAGGAAUCCGAGGGUGCUGUUUUGUGUCAGUCCAUGCAGGAUGCAGAGACCUGCACUCAGUGCUGCGAGAAGAACCUGUGCAACAAGCACAAGAACACCGCAGGGAUGGCUCCCUCAGGGUGUCUGUGGGGAGUUCUGUUGUCUGUUGUGGCCGUCUUGGGAUUAAUUCACUACUAAUUUGUGUAGUGGUGGUAUGACGUCGUAAGUCAUCCGUAACGAUAGCUCUGCUUGUAACACCAAGUUUAUUUUGUCAAGGAUUUCUCUGGGAUAUGAAUUCACUCUGCAAGGUAAAACUAAAAUUUACAGAGACGUGUUGUUAAACCACUUUUUCUAACUGAUCAAUAAGAGAUUAACUGCAAAAGUCGACCCUUCGCCGAUGAAGACCACGGCUGCGGCUUUUAUGAUUUUUGUCAGAUACUGAUGAUCGUGAUUUAACAGAUUUCAAAGAUUUAGUAAAAACGACGUCACCAUUUAUCGCGUUGCCAGUAUCUAAAAAUUCCAACAACGAUGAUUUUUGACAGAAAUCUCCCCUUCGAGGAAACGAUGACGAUUCGUGUAUAAAUUGGGCUAUUCUGGUGUUUAUAUUUCUCAUUUGUAGUAUGCAUUUUUGUGGUUCGGUUUUGGUUGUGGUGAUGUAUCUUUGCUAAACUUUAAUGCCACAGACACACUGAUGUUCAAGACCAGAAGAAGAGGUGGAAUCGCUUCAGUGAUUUUAACAAGAAGGAAUUUUCUUGCAAAAAUUGAGAACAGUCGGUACAUUUUAUUUCCCAGUACGCACUUACACUAAACUUUUGUACUAACACAGCCAGAACAUUGCCUAGAUUUGGUUGUUUUUUGUUUUGUUUUGUUUUGUUUGUUUUGUUUUUUGUUGUAUAGGUCGACGUUUUGUGUUUAAAAAAUAUAUUACCUUGAGAGGUUUGAAUCCGUGUCUCCGUACUUGUACUCCCGUGGUUGUUUACAUUUGGAAACAAUAACCCUCUGGCUCAGUGAAACUUUGUACGUUAAGUUACAACGACCUCUCCGUUGACCCAGAGAGCGGGACCGGAAAUUUAAUAGAGAUAUCUGUAUUAAAAACAGGACGUAAAAAUACAGAUAUUUCUGUAAGGAAUAAUUAGAGAUACACUAAAAAUAGAGAUAUCUGUAUACGCAGAUUAAAUGUUAACUUUGCACGCCAUAUCCCGGGGUACAUUUUCUUGGAAGCAAUGAAUUCGGGAUAAAUUAUGUUCAAGACGAGUAUUGUCGAAUCCAAAUAUUGGAAGUGUAAAACUAAGAAAGCCGAUUUUUCUCAUUGUUGAUUCACAUUUUCAAAUACUUCAAUUAAACUAGUUUAAUUUUCAUGUUGUUCAAAUUGACUCAUCCAGCUCUUUGCUUCUAAAAUUUAGAGGUAAACGAUAUUGCUUGUAAAAGGUAGAAAAGGGAACACGUUUGUUGGAGUCUCUUUAUUCAUUUGGGGGAUCUGUUUGUUUGUUUGUUUGCUUGUUUUUUGGGGUGUCGGGUUGUUUGUUUUUUAGAGUUGUGUGUGUUGCAGAUGAGGUAGCACUGUAUAUUAAUGAUUCAUUCAUGAAAACAAGACACAAACCCAACUAUCGAGUGCAUUGAUUUAUACUGUUCAAAGAUUCCCAAUUUUGGGAUCACAGAAUUGCCUUAAGUACUCACGGGUUCUCUGUGUUUAGUUAGGGCAUUUUAUAAAAGUGAGCUGAAAAUUAUUUCGACGUUUGCAAAAUUACAGUAAAUUUUUAUUGAGACACGUAUAUGUAUGUAUAUACUUUUAGGGCAACAGUCUUGCUCAAAAACAAAAAAAAGGUUUUUGCAGCUGUAUUUAACAUACAUGUGCCAUAUUGUUUUAUGGAGCUGACGGGAAAAAUGGGUUGUUAACGAAGAGCUUGGGGCGCUAUAGCCUGUGCGAAAAAAGAGGUGCUACGAAGGGUACCGUCCACUCAUUCAGGCCUCAUUGAAAACAAUGGAAAAUCACCAUUGUUCAGAGCUCAAUAAUGUGCAAGCCAACAUCCCUGGGGUGUCUCCAAAAAAUGUAAUUAUUAUUUGGUCAUUAAUCUUUCAAUUUCUUUUCAAUUUUGGGGGGUUAACCAGUUACAUCUUUAAUUAUUCACCCAAAACAAAACCAACCCCCCCCAAAAAAAGUCGAAGUUCUGAAGUCAACACGCAGCCAUUUCUCAUAUGGUAUGCCUCUACUUUCCGGGCCUUUGGGACCAUUUUUCAACCGCAUUUUUUUAAAUCCCAUCUGCCCUCAGAUGGAAGCCCAAAGAACUAGGGACUUGAUCCAGGCAAGGAUUUACAUAAAUUCACCAUAUUGGGGACCAAACAAUCCCCUUUUUCGAAAGAUACUGUAGUGACACUUUUAAUGCUAAUGAGCCUGGCGGAGAUUAUUGCUUGAAUUAGUGGACUGCCCCCCCCCCCCGAAGGCCGCCCACAGCAUUAGCCUUUUAGAGGUAUAGCGGAAACAAUGGGAGGGCGCUAUUUGGUUUGGGUAAAAUCACAGACAUGCGUUUAUAUGUCUGCGGGUGAAAUCCUUUGUGUUUGCUCCAAAUGUACCACUUCAAAUAGCGCCCUCCUAUUGUGUCCGCCAUACUUCUAACAGGCUAAUGGAUGCCAUAAUAAUUAUGCUUGUGUUUGUGACAGAUACGCCGAAUAUGUUUUGGAGGCUUUGUCAUCAUAGUGACCCUUGUCAUUCUGCUCGUUUUUAGCAACAAAGGUGAAUCAUUGGAGUGCUAAGAAUUAAAGGCUUUACUGUAGCCGCAACAACAAUGUUGCUUUUAGUCGACUGAUAAAAAAUUACAAUAAUUUUAAAGAGUUUGGCAUGGAAUGCAGUUGUUAGCAUCUUUAUAAACUGUUGAGUACAAAAAUUAACUUAAGUAAAGAACCCAGAUUUAAUUACUGCCUUUUCUUUUGUCCUGAAAACAAUUAUUAGAACAAGUGUUGGGGAAUAUUUAGAGUAUUAAAAAGAAACAUUGUUUACCAUUUUCAUCUGUUCAGACCGCUUUCAAAAAUACCUUUAAUUUUAAUUGAUUAUGUUUUUUCGCAUAGCCUUCCUGAGUGUUUUAUUGCACAGCCUACACUGAUGUGAGGUGCAAUGAUUUCAAAGAUGUUUUCCUAAAGAAAGUGGUUUCUUAGUUUUUUAACCGGGGGUGACGAAGCCAAAACCACAGCGAAAAAUAAUAUGUACACUUGCAGUGUGCAUCUAAUACAAUAAUUACUGCUUGAUGUGAGGCCUGUCUUUGUCACUGAUGGUGAAAAUUGACCUUUUCACUAAUAAAUUCACAAUUAUGCACGCGUGCGCACAAAUGGCCUUGGUUGCAAGAAAUGUCAGCUAUUGAAAAAGGUACAGAGUUGUGACUUUAAUGACCAUUUUCUCUCAGGUUUUCUGGCUUUGUGCAGUUUUUUUCUUCAGAAAAUCCUAUUAAAUCGUUUUUUUUAUUA
Messenger RNA from Acanthaster planci (crown-of-thorns starfish), 5092 nucleotides. RefSeq lists its product as uncharacterized. NCBI's taxonomy places the organism in Eukaryota, Metazoa, Echinodermata, Asteroidea, Valvatida, Acanthasteridae. The record is from RefSeq and is a predicted model, not a curated record.